ACGAAAAAAAAUAGAAAAAUAAAAAAAUUGUUUGUUGCAAGGUUCAAGGGCACAGUUUGCAUGUACAAGGGCUGGGAUGUUUGAUGGGAUGUGGGUACAGAGUCGGAGGUCUGUAAUGGGUCACGGGGUCUGGGGGAGGUCUUCAAGUGUCUUGAUCGGCAGCAAGAAGGGGUCUUCGGGAGUCUUGAGCAGUCCCAGGUCAGCGGCAGCAAUAGGGGUCUUGAAGGAGGUCUUGGUCAGGUCGAUGAUGGAAGCAAGGCGAACUGCAAAGGUCUUGGUCAGGUCGAUGAUGGAAGCAAGGCGAACUGCAAAGGUCUUGGUCNGUCUUGGUCAGGUCGAUGAUGGAAGCAAGGCGAACUGCAAAGGUCUUGGUCAGGUCGAUGAUGGAAGCAAGGCGAACUGCAAAGGUCUUGGUCCACAAGCAUUGGACAAGAUGGACAAGGAAGUGGGGAGGGCGAAUGGGGCAGGGCUAGGCAAGGGACAAGGGCAGAUCAGACAUCAGGAAUCGGGAUCAAGGGCAAGGGUGGCUGUGGCAGGGGUGUGUGUAGAACAAGGUGGUGAGGUUGUAGCAGGGUUUAAGCAAGGGUUCAGGGUUUUAGCCAAGGAGACGGUUCAUUGUUGCAACCCAUUCAUUGAGAGAGGGGCAGGGGGAGGAUGGGUUGAGUUGAGAGGGGAGCAAGAAAUCAGAGGGCAAGCGAGGGUGAUAGUCGAGGUCAAGGUAAAAGGGGGACAUGUCGGUGGCAGGGCAAACGGCAUUGUUGUAGGCAAUCUCGGCGGCGGUGAGCAACUGAUCCCAAUCAUGCUGGUGGGGAUGACAAUACUUCCGCAGGAUUCUUUGGAGAGUAUCGUUCAUCUUCUCGGUUUGUCCGUCGGUCUGUGGGUGGGAUGCAGUGCUGUACCUGAGCGUGGUUCCGUAGGCAUGGAAGAGUUGUUUCCAGAAUUGGGAGAGGAAGCGGGGGUCGCGAUCACUGAUGAUAUUCUCGAGGAGGCCGUGGUGUCGGGCGACAUGGUCGAAGAAGAGAAUGGCAAAGUCUUUGGCAUUGUGCGAGGUGAUGGUGGAGAAGUUGGGGCAAGAGAGGUAUCCUUGGGUGUAGCGAUGGCGGAGCGAUGGCAGGAGAUGGAUGUGGGUCAUGGCGGCAUAGACUUUCUCGGGGGGUUUGUGAUCGGGGCGGCGGGAGAGGGCGUCGGCAACGCGGUUGCUCUUGUCAGGGGUGUGACAAAUGGUAAAGAUGGAGGAGACGACAGUGUUAUCGGUACGGAUGGUGAAGUAUUGCCCGUCGAGGUACGGCCAUCAGACUUUGAGGGCGUAGACCACGGCGAGGAGCUCCUUCUCGUUGGAUGGGUAGUUCAUUUCUGCGGGAAGGAGUUUCUUGUUGGCGAAUGCGAUGGGGUGCUCGCCGAGUGGGCAUUGGGAGUGGGUGGGGGAGUCCUUGAUGGAGGGGGUUUCCGCAGGGAUGGCGAGAACUUGGCGGAGAUGAUCAAGGUGGGACUCGAAGGUGGGGUUAAAAACAAGGAUGUUGUCGAGGUAGAUCACGACACAGACUUCGAGGAGGUCGCGGAAGAUGUGGUUCAUGGUGGAUUGGAAUGUGGCGGGGGCGUUGGUGAGACCGAAAGGCAUUACGAGAAACUCGUAGUGCCCGAAGCGGGAGCGGAAGGCGGUUUUGUGGGUGUCCUCAUGGCGGAUGCGGAUCUGGUGGAAGCCACUGCGGAGGUCGAUCUUGGUGAAGUAUUUGGCUCCACGGAGGCGAUCAAGAAGUUCGGAUAUACGGGGAAGCGGAUACUUGUUCUUGAUCGUGAUCCGGUUCAAGGCGCGGUAGUCUGUGCACAUGCGGAGUUCUGAGGUGUUGUUCUUCUUGACGAAGAGACAGCCGGUUCCGAAGGGGGAGGAGCUAGGCUUAAUGAAUCCUUUUUCAAGGA
Messenger RNA from Chara braunii, 1917 nucleotides. Lineage: Eukaryota; Viridiplantae; Streptophyta; Charophyceae; Charales; Characeae. The record is from the annotation of a GenBank genome assembly.